Coniosporium apollinis CBS 100218 is the source of this 510-nucleotide messenger RNA. RefSeq lists its product as uncharacterized. The coding region runs from base 1 to 510 and encodes 169 amino acids. The transcript has 4 exons. NCBI's taxonomy places the organism in Eukaryota, Fungi, Ascomycota, Dothideomycetes. The record is from RefSeq and is a predicted model, not a curated record.
AUGUUUGCCUUCUCAUCCGCGCUCGCCUCAACCUUCAUAUCCCUUCUGCUCGCCACGCAGCUCCUCACCCCCAGCUAUGUCGCAGCGGCACCAGACCCGCAAGCCAGCACCUCCCCAGCGCUACCGGCCCCUACAGCCUACCUCGACCGGCGCCAAUACCCGCCGGCGCCAAACAUGGGGUUCUACAUCUGCAACGGUGCCUAUUGGAGCGGUGUAUGCAAGCACGUGGCCUCGAUCGAGGACGUUUGCGUCAAUCUGAACACCCUUGACUGGACCGGCAACAUCACAUCCAUUGCCCCCGACCCCGGUGUCUCCUGCUACGUACAUUCCGGUUACGGCUGCGACGCCGAAGAUCCCAACAGCGAUAUGUGGGGGUACAGAUAUCCGGGCACAGGUGACAUAACCAGGAGCAGUUGGUCGGAAAACAUCUUGAGCUGGAAGUGCCGUUCUAUUUUGGAGUGUACGGGCGGCAUAUCGAGAUACAGCUUGCCGCUGCCGGGCCAGAAGUGA